AUGAGUGGUCAAAUAGUAGUUCCCGUCAUGACAGCAGAAUCACAGAGAUAUUCCGUCGAGUUCAAGAGCUCCUGUGAAGCCCAUAUUAUCGUUCACGUGACUUUCACUGGGGAGGAAACUCAACCAACUUUCGUGGCCCCUGGCGAGACAAUUACACUUCUUCUUCCCUGUGGUCUUGCUGGUGUACAACUCGUAGCAACUGAUUUGGGCAAUCCAGAUUUCAAGAAAAUCCUCGAAAAUCCUCCCGUGGAGCUUGUUUCUCGAAUCAAUCAUCGGAAUGUGAUUUCUAUUGAAAAGCAGGGUCACCGAUUUCAACUCUCUGGAGGACCAACUGCCGGUGUUGCGGCUUCUGAAUGGAAAGCCUUGAAGAUCGACUCGAACUUUGACUUUUCUGCCAAGAUCCAUCUUCUUCCGAGAAUGGUCAGUCACACCCCAGAUGCUGGCGACAAAAUCGCACGUUUUGCGCGAAACAAUAAAGCUGUCCUGAUCACUUCUGCUGUUUUUGGGGUUGCUGGAGCAGUUCUUCUUCCAAUCGCCCUGCCCUUGCUUGGCUUCGGUGCUGGUGGAGUUGUUGCGGGAUCUAUCGCUGCUGGAGCGCAAUCAGCAAUUUACGGUGGCUUCACUGGAGGAAUCUUUAGCGUUCUUCAAUCAAUGGGAGCUGCCGGCGUUUCCGCUGGAGCCACGGCGAUGAUGACUGCUUUUGGCGUGGCCACUGGAGCGGGAAUCGGAGCACUCAUCAAAGAAGAAAUCCUCCACACCAUCCCGAUCAGUCGAAUCAUCAAGGGAGAGACUAAAAUUGAAAUCAACUACAAGACGUUCCAAAUCCUUGAAUCCGUCACCAUCGUCACUGGAAAAGACGGAGAAGGAAAGCGCAAGGCCAUCUUCAUUUCUACCUUUGGUCGCUCCGAGAAAAUCUACCGCUAUCGAUUCGAGUUCACUAAAUCUGCCAACGAUUUUGAAAUCCAAGUGCCUCAGACGUCAGCUGAUAACUGGCGAGAGUUCUUUCCCAUCGACUUCGACAAAAUAAACGGGCAAGAACUUGAGAAUAUCUACAAAAUGGGUAUAGAAAAUGUAAAAACAAUCGUGGCGGUUCUCUCGGGCAAAGGAGGAGUUGGCAAAAGUAGUGUCUCAGUUCAACUCGCUCAGGGAUUCGCUGCGGAUGGAUUGAAAGUUGGAAUUCUCGAUUUGGAUAUUUGCGGCCCUUCGAUUCCGCGAAUGCUGGGCCAAGAAGGAGAGAAUCUUCACGAAUCGGAAGAGGGGCUCGUUCCAGUCAUGCUUGGAGAAGGUCUUUCUCUAGUUUCUGUGGGAUUUUUGGCGGAAGCAGAAGAAGCGAUUAUUUGGCGAGGCCCAAAGAAGAAAGCUAUCGUCUCACAACUAAUUAAUGAUGUUCUUUGGGGAGCAUUGGAUGUUCUCGUCAUUGACACUCCUCCAGGAACAUCUGAUGAACACAUUGGUCUCGUUUCGACGCUCAAAGAGCUAGGAAGAAGAGAUUCUGUUCGAGCGAUUCUCGUGACGACGCCGCAAAUGGCCUCCCUUCAAGAUGUAACCAGGGAGAUAAACUUUUGUAAAAAGACGGAACUGCCAAUGAGCGGAAUUAUCGAGAACAUGUCUGGGUUCGUUUGUCCGCAUUGUUCAGAAUGCACGAAUAUAUUCAAUAAAGGAAAUGCUGCAAAGUUGGCAGAAAAGUAUGAAACGAAAGUAUUGGGCACAAUACCGAUUGAUCCAAAUUUCGGUUCCACAAUGGCUGCUGUUGAUUCCUUAGGCGACGCUGUUGUCCAAGCUUUGGUCGAGGAACCUCUUGAUUUGCUUCGACUGUCGCUUGAUGAGCGGAUUUUCGUCAAGCUCCGCAAUGAGCGAGAACUUACUGGUCGUCUUCACGCUUUCGAUCAGCAUUUGAACAUGAUUCUAGGAGACGUUGAAGAAACGGUGACCAACGUGGAAAUCGACGACGAAACAUACGAAGAGAUUUACCGACAAGUGAAGCGCUCGAUUCCGAUGCUUUUUGUCCGAGGCGACGGAGUCAUUCUCGUUGCGCCACCGCUGCGAAAAUAG
Messenger RNA from Oikopleura dioica, 2052 nucleotides. The record is from the annotation of a GenBank genome assembly. NCBI's taxonomy places the organism in Eukaryota, Metazoa, Chordata, Appendicularia, Copelata, Oikopleuridae.